Messenger RNA from Rotaria socialis, 1071 nucleotides. Lineage: Eukaryota; Metazoa; Rotifera; Eurotatoria; Philodinida; Philodinidae. The record is from the annotation of a GenBank genome assembly.
AUGACAACAGCUAUAACAGGAAAAAGGCCUUGCUCGAAAUGUGGCAAAGGCAGUAGUAUAUUUACAUGUCAUGGUUGUCAACAAUCAUUUUGUCGAAAACAUGCUGACGAACACCGUCAAGAACUUACUGAUCAAGUCGAAACUUUAGGCCAAGAACAUGAUAUUCUUCAACGAGAUAUAAACAACGAGACCACCCAUCAUCCGCUUCUAUCUCGCAUAGAUACAUGGGAACGAGAAUCGAUUAAUAAAAUUCAGCAAGUAGCAAAUCAAGCUCGACAUGAUUUAAAUAAAUUCAUCGGUCAAACGAAACAAUCACUUAAAAUGACGAUGGAUCGAUUAAAGAGCGAACUUCAAAUGAGUAGAGAAGCCGAGGAUUAUACGGAACUUGAUUUAAAGAAAUGGAUCGAUCAGUUGACUCAAAUUCGCCUUGACCUUGAAAAAUCGAUGAGUCUGUAUCAUUUAAAUGGUGAUGUUGAUGACGAUCAGAAAUCAAUUAUUCAUUUUAUUUCAGUCGAAGACACACAACCGGCAACGACGUCACAUAGAAACUCUUCUAUUAAUCGAAAUUCAACAGCAGCUAAGCUGGAAAAAUUUUCUAGACAAGAUGAAGCAGUUAAAUUGUCCGACGAGGAUCUGGUUGCUACUUAUUCAGGAUCUAAAUUAAGAAGAUCGGCUAUCCUAUUCGGAGCUAAUCUUUAUUCAAAAGGAAAACACCUUAUUCGAUUUCGAAUCGAGAGAAAGACGAAUGGAAACUUUUAUUUUGGUAUUGUUACACAUACUCAACAUGAUCCCGAGUCAAUAUUUUCCACAUUGACUACUGCUUAUGGUUGGUGGCGAUGUGAUUAUGCUGUUGUACUUGGUGUAGUUAGAAGAAAAUUUUCCAUCAUAGAAAUUCUGGAAGGAGAUGAAGUCACAUUAUCCAUAGAUUGUGAUCAAAGAAAAAUUUUUCUCGAUCAUCAUCGAACACAACGCAGUGUGCAACUAUUAGUUGAUAUUGAUAAAUGUGCACUUCCAUGGAAAUUAGUAGUUGCUCUAUCCUCAGUGGGCAACUGUAUAAGAAUGCUUCAUUAA